Ilyonectria robusta is the source of this 732-nucleotide messenger RNA. RefSeq lists its product as uncharacterized. Lineage: Eukaryota; Fungi; Ascomycota; Sordariomycetes; Hypocreales; Nectriaceae. The transcript has a single exon. Bases 107 to 718 code for a protein of 203 amino acids. The record is from RefSeq and is a predicted model, not a curated record.
GACAAACCCGGAUAAUUUCCCAAACAUUUCAUCAGUACCGGCUCUCGACCUCCCCACAGUCACAAAGAACGCAACCCCAAUUGUUAAACACCUACAAUCGGUGUUCAUGACGACAAAAGAAGUGAUGAAUGGCCAAUUCAAUUCGAAUUGCGCACACAGCAGCCUCGACAGGGCCAAUCUUUUGUCACGGCGACUGGAAGCCGCAUUACGAGAAGCAAGGUCUCAACGAUACAGAUUUCUUCAGUUCUCUGAAUUCCAGGAAGAUUGCAAAGGUCUUGAACAACCCGAAUGCCUCGAACAUCUCAGAGAUUGGGAUAAGGUCGACUUUCGAUAUCGGCAUCUGCUUUCCAAGAAUGGAGGGCUGCAGCCAUACAGGGAAGCAAUUGCAAGGAUCUAUAAAGAACACGGGUCACUAUCGCAUCUUCGCCAAAUAGAGCAUUGCCGUCAAUCGAGAUGGAAAAGCUUUCUGAAGAGUCUAGCUUCAGCUUCCCCCGACAUGGCUGGACUCAUGGGUGGAGUUAAUAUAGAGGACAUUGAUGAUUUGGCGUCAUCAAGUGUCAGCUACGCAGCAAUGUUGAAGCAAAGAUUCCCAUGGGAUCUUCCUGAAGAGAAACAGGGUCUCACCAGUCAGAAGACAAUCAAGCAAUGGGAUAAGAGAAAGAAGAAACGGGAAAGGCUGCGAGAAAUUUGUAAGGUAUGGGUGCAUCCACAGGAGUGAUAUUAGCAACAAGG